Messenger RNA from Bemisia tabaci, 906 nucleotides. The record is from RefSeq and is a predicted model, not a curated record. Lineage: Eukaryota; Metazoa; Arthropoda; Insecta; Hemiptera; Aleyrodidae.
UUGAAAAUGUACUGAAAAAAUACUGUAAAAGUACUGAUUUUUGGCCAGCCUGUUUUAGUAGACACCCUGGCCAGUUUCUCCCCUCCUCCUCUCCUCUGUGACCUCUAAAUUUUUUUAAGGCUUCAGUUAAAAUACCGUCCCGAUGUCGUCGUCCAGGAGCAUGGAACAAAAGACGUGUAAAUUCAAGGACCCUCCCUGUAAUAUUGUGGCGCAAAGAUGCUUAGGUACCUGAUCUGCGGAGUCGAGCACUGGAGCUGAAAUCCAGGCCAUGAUGCGUGGAAAUUGGAGUUUUCAGAGUCUGUAAACACCUUCCCGUGGAAUUUUUUACUGAGGAUGCUGACCGUAAUUUGGUAUAAGGUAGUUUUAACAUUCGUGCUGAUUCUCAUCCGGCUGUCAGCGGGCUUGGCGCCGGUCCUGAUCACGCUUCACAUCAAGAAAUGGACGAAAACGGAUAUCUGUCAUCAGAAGUGGGUGGACCAAACGUUGUCGAUAAUCUCGAACGUGGGAGGCGGCGCCCUCCUGGCAACGUGCUUCAUCCACAUGAUCCCGGAGAUCCGCGAGUGUCUGGAGGACCUGCCGUCGAUCACGCUCGUGCAGAAGGACCUGGCCUACGCCGAGCUCCUCGUCUGCGUCGGCUUCUUCCUCGCCUACUUCCUCGAGGAGACCGUCCACUACGUCCUCGCCAACCGCGGGAGCGCCACCCUCCCCCGCCAGCUCGCCAGCGACUCCCCCGUCCAGUGGGCCGUCAAGACCAACACCUGGUUCGAGCGCAUGGACCACGACUCCAACCCUGACGCCGCCCUCCGCAAGUCUCAGACCAACGCCUGGUUCGAGCGCAUGGACCACGACUCCAACCCUGACGCCGCCCUCCGCAAAUCUCAGGUAGGUCCUGAACCCGACGGUUGA